GGAGACAGUUACAACAACAACAAGAAAAACAGCUGAUUGUUAAAAUGCCGUCGUCGAAUAGAAGAUAUUUUGUUGGUUCGAAAAACACAAUCCUAUGGGAAGGCGAAGGAGUAUCUAAAGAUAGACAUGAACCAGACAAAAACUUUUAUGAAGGGUUUACGAUGAAUGGAACGCUCUUUCGCAGAAAUGAUUUUGUGUUUGUGUCAAAUGAUAUGACCUCCAAAGCCACCCAUAUCUACAAACUGCUGGAUGUUUUUGAUACUGGUAAAGGAAAGCAUGCUCAGGUCAGGUACUAUAUAACCAAGGAUUUGAUCCAGAAACCUGCCAUAUCCAUACUGUCGUCUAGAGGUUACACCUGUCACCCCCAGGAGGUCUUCCUCAGUACUGACCCCAGGGAUAACAACGUUAUAGAGCUGUCACAGAUCAAAGGCAAAUGCCAGGUAGAGGAAGUAAAACAGAUACCAGCACAGUCGCCAAGCAGCCGUAAACCGCGAGUGCCAGUAUUCUAUGCUACUAUGAGUUACGAUGGACGUAAAUUUUCACCAAUUUUUGAUGACAACAAAGAAAACACUUACAGGAGCAGCAGUGCUUCAUCCAGACGGAAAAACUUAAAUAUGGAGGGCACUGUUGAUUCCCCUAUAAAGAUUACUGACAGCGUUCCUUUGGCUUUAAGCCCAAAAGUAUCUCUUAACCAAGUAGAUCUCACCAGUCCUAAAGUCAAGGGAAAAAAUUUCUCCUUUUUGAAGGGUGCAGAUGUCACAAAAAUGAUAGAAGAUGAUGCAUUGUCUCUAAUAUCAGACUGCUCCACAAGCACCGAUCAUAGCACGGCAACAAAUUCAAGUCUAGGUUCACGUCGUAGCAGAAGAAAUACUCCUGUAAGAGAGGUAAAUACUCCUGUCAGAGAUGUUGCACCAAGUUCAGUUUCUAAAUUAAUUGUAAAAGGUUUAACAAGUUCACCUAGUCGUACACCUGACAGACAGGCUAAAAAGUUUAUUGUAAAAGGACAAUCAAACACGCCAAAUAAAAGUAAAGUUUCUGAUAAAGUUGACAUGCCAAGUAAAGAAAGUACUGCAAGUAAAUCAUCAGGAAAUGCUACAAGUGAUGAUGAAACUAAUAAAAGAAAAUCUGUAAAAAAUGAAGUUUUUUCUCCUAAGAGAUUAAAACUCGAUUCACCUAGGACAACUAGAUCCGCCAAAAAAGCAGAAUCUGAUAGCUCAAAAAGCACACCAAAAUCUGUGAAGUCAGAAUCUGUGGAGUACUUAGAAAAAAGGUCAAUGACAGAGCCAAGACGGAAAAGUUUAGCAGCGUGUGAGGACUUGACACAGAAAGAACCUCCAAAAACUGAAGGAAAGGUUCGAAGAGUACAGAGUGUAAGAAUUAAAAGACUAGGAAGUGUGUAUCAGUCUUUCAGAAGUAGGACCCCAGAUAGUGAGGGGAGGGUGGUACGGGCACGACUUACUGACAAAUUUAUGGAAAAAAAGGUUGGAGAAGACUUGAGAAAAUCUGGCCGAGGGGUUUUCACUGAGAUGACAAAUAUCAAGUCUCCAAAAGUGAGAGCAGCUAAAUCAAGACCUAUGAGCUAUGUAGAAAGCCUGAGUGAUGCUUUUGACUCGGAAGAUGAUGAAGCGUUAACAGGGUCUAAGUCUGCUAGAAAAUCUACAGGCAAAAGAUCUGCUCGCUCUACCGCAAGAGGUAAGAAAACAUCAGUUGAUGAUGAUUACAAGGCAGACAAUGAUUUUAUGGACGGUGAUGAUGAUGAUGAUGAUGAUGUCUUUGCUGAUACUAAAACUCAUUUGAAGCGUAAAUCUGCUCAGAGUCGGAAGAGUUCAACAGCAACACCCAAAGGAAAGAGAACUCCAAAGGCAAAGGUUUCAGUGCUUGAUGCUGCCUCAGCAACAGUGCCAAGUAGACAGCGGCCUCUCAUGUCCCCCAAUAGUGUUCUAGAGGAAGCAAGAGCCAGGUUGCAUGUGUCCGCGGUUCCGGAUACCUUACCAUGUAGAGAGAAUGAGUUUGAUGAUAUAUACAGAUUUGUUGAGGGUAAAGUUAUAGAUGGGACUGGAGGUUGUAUGUACAUAUCUGGUGUACCAGGGACAGGAAAGACGGCGACUGUUCAUGAGGUGAUACGAUCUCUCACACAGGGGUAUGAAGACGGGGAAUUGCCAUCAUUUAAAUACUUAGAGGUCAAUGGCAUGAAACUAACAGAGCCUCGACAAGCUUACGUAGAAAUACUGAAGCAACUUACAGGUCAAAAGGCAACACCAGAUCAUGCUGCUGAUCUGUUAAACAGAAGAUUCUGUGGUACCAGUUCACGGGAGACUGUUGUUUUACUCGUGGAUGAGUUGGACCUUCUCUGGACAAGAAAACAAGAUGUGAUGUAUAACGUGUUUGACUGGCCGAGUAAACAACAUGCAAGGUUAAUCGUGUUAGCUGUAGCGAAUACAAUGGAUUUACCAGAAAGGAUCAUGAUGAAACGAGUCUCAAGUAGACUGGGUUUAACUAGAAUGACGUUCCAGCCGUACACGUUCAAGCAGCUUCAGACAAUUGUACUCUCCAGAAUGAGAGGAUUGGAAGCUUUUGAUGAGGAUGCCAUUCAGUUAGCUGCUAGAAAGGUCGCAGCUUUGUCCGGGGAUGCCCGCAGAGCAUUGGACAUUUGUCGUAGAGCGACAGAAAUUGCUGAACUUAUAUCUCAGAGACAGAAGAAAAAUGUUCUAGUCGGGAUGACCCAGGUUGACGCUGCUCUACAGGAAAUGUUCUCCUCUCCAAAAAUUGUUGCUAUCAGAAAUGCCUCUGAUCAAGAGAAAACAUUUUUGAGAGCAGUGGUGGCAGAAUUUCAGAGGUUAGGAUUGGAGGAAGCUGAUUUCUCUAAAGUGUAUAAUCAACAUAUAUCACUGUGUAGACUGGAAGGUAUGCAGCCCCCGUCAACAGGUGAGCUGGCUGGUAUAUGUUCACGAUUGGGAAGUAUACGUCUGCUUUUAACAGAACAUUCGCGUCAUGACCUCAAUAUGAGAGUGAGGCUCAAUGUCUCGCAGGAUGACAUCAUUUAUGCUCUUAGAGACCAAAAGAAUAUAUGAACACCUCAACAGUAUCCGAGUGCUUUCAUAAAAAUAGUAGUAAAAACAGAGGGUAUGCCAUACGAACAGUUAGAAAUGGAGGGAAGUGACCAACUGUGAGUUGAAAAUAGAGGGAGUUGGAUAUAUGAGCUCUUCUAUUCAAAUGUGCAAUAAUGGAAGAGAACUGACAUGGUGCAUGAAGAACAGUGGACAAUUAGACGGUAGAUGUUUUAACUGUUUACUUAGAACGAAGCAACAUGUUGGCAGAUGAAAGUAAAACUGGUGAUUCCAUAGAGUCAGGAAUGUGACUUUUGUUGUAUUAAGUGGUGUUAUUUCUUUUAUACUGAUAAAAAACAUGAAGAAUGAUGUAACAUCUAGAUAACAUGCAUCAUGAUUAGUAUCAAAUAUAUUCAUAGGAUGUGCAGUUGAGGUAGUGAUUUUGGGACUUGAAUGGAGUUGGAAAUUCUGAUGCAAAAAUAUUUCAGUGCUACUGAAUUAGGAUUUUUAUUUUUCAGUCCCAUGAAGUGGACAUCUUGAUUUAAUGACGUUAUGGUCAGUUGUCAACAUUAUUCCUCACAAACAAAAUUUCUUUUGAUGCAAUCAGAUAUAGCAAUACAAGUUCCAAGAUUCCUUGUAGAAAGUUUUCACUGCUUACGCAGAACUUGUAGCUUGGUUAUUAGGCCAAAAUAAAAAAUGUGUGGUUCAGGGAACCCGACUGACCCUAAUUUUACCCACCGACCCUAACAAUAUUUUUCCGAUUUUUUGGGUACGAAUAUUUUUUAGUACAAAACAAUUAUGAUACCAAAGUCAUAAAAAUUGACCGCUGUCUUCACUCCCGCGUCAAUUCUCGCUACCAGUUUCCCGGGUGAACUCGAGAGUUUGACGAACCUCCGAUGGAUGAGAAUGUCCUGCAUUUCGAUUUGUAAAUUUAUACAAAGCCGUACUUUGGAGGCAGUAAACAGUUUUCAGCUGUUAGUGUCGAAUUGGCCAGGGUCAGAUUUACAAAUAAGAGGCAAUUUACGGAUUGAAGUGCAUAUUUGAACUUUAAAAUAAUAAUAACUGCUAGAAGUUUCAGUGGCUAGAAUUGAGUUUCACUUAUUUAAAGAAAAUUAGUUCUUGAUCUUGAAAUUAUGACGUAAUGACUUGCAGAUGCGAAUACAUGCCUCUGCUGAGCUAGCUUAAAGUGGAGUUGUCAUUUUAGCAGGGGCCUCGGGGAAAACUGGAAUAGUGGAAUACCGGUAUGGAUGGCACAUAUAUUUGAGCUUAUUUUCAGAUUUUACAGUGUUACUGGAGUAUGAAACCGUGUAGCAGUUGGGGCUAUCAUUUGCAGGGAAUUUUCUACAGCGAUUUGAAAAUUGGUAAAUUUAUUUUUUUUCGUCAUCAGUUUACGCGAUGGGGAGAGCACAAAAUUCAGGUCUUGUAAGCAGAAAACUAGAUAUUAGAGAUGUACUGCAGAUGGUUUGUAACGAUAGUCAUACAGUCAUGUUAAUGUUGCAAUAUCUUUAUUUCAGGUGGGUGGUUACAGACUUUUUUUAUGAGGUUUUGAAAGUUGGGUAGGCGACUAGGUCGAGAAGCUCUGAAAACUGUUUACUGCCUCCUUUUUUCCGAUGAAAAGUCGCCGCCAACUUGAAAAUUGAAAACAUACAUCAGUAUGAAAAUAACCGAUAAUUUAACGAAAAAGUUAUAAAAACUUACCGAGUUUUCAAUGAAUCAAUUAUAAAUGCAAGGCCCUAGUUAUUGUUUCAUAAAUAAUUUGUCAAAAUGAUUUUAUAAGGCCAAAACUUGAGUUGAAAAUGCCUGGCCGCAAACAUCACUAUACGCCGAAAUUUCGAGUUGAAAUUUACACAAAAUAGGUUUGUUCAAAUUACAUGUGUUUUGUUUAUUUUGCAUUUUGUGGUUAUAUUUGUCUAACAUUGAAUUAAGAUAAUAAAAAGGAAGAGAAUGAAGUUUAAAUUACCAAAAUACAGAGUUACAAACAACGGACAGCACCGCUUGCGGGCACCUGUUAUUACUCAGAAUUCAGAUAACAUCUUUUUGGAUAUGAACAUUCAAGCAUACUUUCUCCUGAUAUGUUUGAAGUUUAUCUAGCUUUUAAUUUUCAAUUUGUUGUUAAAAGGUGAAAUGUUAUUCAAUUAUCGCCUUCUGUAGCACAGUGGAAUAUCCUGGUGACUUCUGUCAGCAGAUAAAACUAAGAUGAUAAAUGUAUUAAGUCGGACUGUCUGGAACUUGGAAGUAUUACUGUACUAUCCUCGUCAAUGUAAAGAAUGGUAUUGUUGUUGAACUCUUGGGAUGCAGCAUAAAUUGCUGGGAAAAAUUGUUGAAAACGAUUGACUCAACUUCUUCAAGACUUACAGUAAUUGAAACAUUCAACUUUAUUUUAUUUAUUCAAGUGCUUCCACUAGGUGGAUUGAGUAGCCUAGGAAAUCUGACAGUCUUUUACUUUCUCUACCCUCCCCCACUCACCCCCCUACCCCUAUGCAAUGCCAUAAUGUAUCACCAUUACUAUAAAUGAUGAUGAAGUGCAACAUAUUUUAUUUGUGUAAGAUGACUUUCUCUUCCAAUCAUCAUAUUCUUGCUUAAUUCUCUGAUUGUUAAUAAAAAUCUGUUUAAGGACAAUCCAAUUCACUGAAUGUUAAUAAAAAUUUGUUUAAGGACAAUCUUAUUCAUCAUUUAUUUUUUAUUUAAUUCAACAAAGCAAGCAUAGGAGAAAGGAAUAUACAUGCUACAUGGUUUAAAUAGUACAAUCUUUCAGUUAAGCAGGUAAAGAAGCACACAUGAAAAUGAGAUGAUUUCAGAAAACCGACCUGAACCACAUAUUUUUUUUUUAUUUUGGGCUUAUCCUUAUCUAUCCAUCUGUAGACUUUUCUUGGAUUUUUGUCAUUAAAUGUUUUAAUAUGGCUUGCAUAUGUAGUUUGAAAGUCUAGUCAACAUAAUGAUAUGCCUAAGUUCUAAAAAAAAAAUCAGUGAUGGAACUGUGUUGUGUUUGCUGGUUGUAGAUAUUUAGAGACUAAAAUAAAAAUUGUCUGGUCAAUGUCUUUAACUGAAACUGAAAUGACAAGACAUUUUAAUGUCCUCAUUUUGUAAUAAGUAUCAUUCCUUGGGAUUGCACGAAUCCUUUUGUGGGCAAGAUCUAAUGGUUGAGUCCAGCAAUUUGUUAAUAUUAGAUUGAUGGAAGACACAUAGAGCUGUCCUCUCCAAUUUGUAAUGUCUUCCCAUUCGGCUUGUAUUUUGCACAGGUAGGAAUCUUUCAUAGAACCUGCCUGGCACACUUGUAUUUAUUUUUUUUAAUUGUAUAUUUACAUUCAUUACAUCAACUUUAUUUUAUUAUACAUUAAAAUGGAAUAAACUUUUAUAUGUUUUAAA
Messenger RNA from Mercenaria mercenaria, 6413 nucleotides. RefSeq names its product origin recognition complex subunit 1-like. Gene Ontology annotation, biological process: mitotic DNA replication checkpoint signaling; DNA replication initiation. Gene Ontology annotation, molecular function: DNA replication origin binding; ATP hydrolysis activity; ATP binding. The record is from RefSeq and is a predicted model, not a curated record. The transcript has 15 exons. Gene Ontology annotation, cellular component: nuclear origin of replication recognition complex. Bases 45 to 3071 code for a protein of 1008 amino acids. Lineage: Eukaryota; Metazoa; Mollusca; Bivalvia; Venerida; Veneridae.